This is a messenger RNA of Volvox carteri f. nagariensis, 777 nucleotides long. RefSeq lists its product as uncharacterized. Gene Ontology annotation, molecular function: double-stranded RNA binding. The record is from RefSeq and is a predicted model, not a curated record. The transcript has 3 exons. Bases 76 to 777 code for a protein of 233 amino acids. Lineage: Eukaryota; Viridiplantae; Chlorophyta; Chlorophyceae; Chlamydomonadales; Volvocaceae.
UAGGAAGAGAUACAGGACAUAAUUUGGAGGCAUCCUUAGGUUAACGAACUUUUCAAUCAUAGGAGCGUCGUCGCUAUGCUCCAAGGUCAUGUUCCUUUUACAAGCACCUUCGGGCAUCGCCGUUUUUUCCUUCAUAAACCAUCGCCUCGCGGGGCCUUGACUGUCGUGGCCUACCAAAAGCUUCAGAAACGGUUGAAGUAUGCCGGCACAAGGAAGCGGAACUCGCCGCUAAUCCUUACGGUAGAGCCUGACGGUAGUGACGCCUGGCGAUUGGAACAAAUCGUGGACCUUCUUAAGAAUGGGGCUGUCGGAGUCAUCCCCACGGACACUUUGCCGGCGAUAGUGUGCGACCUACACAAUAAGGAUGCAGUGCAGCGUCUUUAUACAGUGAAAGAGAUGGAUGCAAAGAAGCCCCUCAGCUGUUUGGUGCCCAACUUAUCGGCGGUCACGCAGUACACGACUGGCUUUCCGGCGUCCAACACCCCUGGCUCCCCGAACUGGUUCAAUGUGGUGCGGCGUCUCGUGCCAGGACCGACUAUCCUGGAGGGUGUGGGUGGUGUGCUACUGUGCACAAGUGUACAUGUUCCGGAGGUGCUAUCUGAGGACACAGAGGUGCCGGACGUGGGGUCCAUCCUGGAGGCGUACGGCAACAAGGGCAUCGAUUUUGUAGUGGACGUGGGCCGCCGGGUUGUGGUGGAAAGCAGCGUUGUGGACUUCACGGGCGGCGAUCCAGUGGUGCUGCGUCACGGGCAAGGCGACGUCAGUGUGUUCGAAUGA